AUGCCUUUGCCAGCAACUCCAUCGCCAUUCCGCCUCUCCCGCCGCAACCCAUCCACGCGCCGCAUUGCCGGUCCCCAAUUCGCCCCUACACCGCGGUUCGUGCUAUCUCAGCCUACAACCCAAGAGAAUGUUGAUGAUCUCGACGUGAUAGAUGAUGAAGAGGGGCCAUCAUCAACGCCAAAUGCUACACGCCAACCGCCUGCGUCCCAAAGCGCUUUGCGCUCGCGUCAACUGCGCGACGUGAUCGAGGACUCGGAUGAUACUAAGUUCAUAUCAAGCCAAGGUCUCAGAGGCACGGCUGUGAAUGAGCUUCCAGACGACGCUAUUGAUAGUAGUCCGCCUGAGGAAUCGGAGCCCCCGGGCGUUCUCGAUGCCGAAUUUGACGCGCUCUUUGCGCCGACUCAUGAAAAUAAACGGCGCCGCGUGGAGGGGCAUACGCCCGUACCAUCGAUGAGGCAGGCGGGUUUCGAUCCAACCCCUUUCUCUCCAACAACAGAAAACGAGGCUGCUGAAACUGUCACCAAUGAUACUGAGCCGAACUUCGUCGCAUUGGAAAAUGACGUGCAGAGAACGCCGGCACCAAGUGCUCGCCUAGUCGCACCAGUCAUAUCAACGCCGGCAAGUACACAAACACCUUUUCGUGGUCGUCCCCGGUUCAUGCUUUCGUCAACUGCGAAGCCGCCUAUUAGUCAGUCUGCACCAAGGUUUUCAACAAGCACACAAGAGACAUCGCCGCCUGGGAGACGAAAACCAACGUUCGUUCUACCUCGCUCGCCAUCUCCAAAUCAAGAAGCAGAGGAUAUACCUGCGCCAUUCUCCCCUUCAUCUCGCACCCUCCGUCGACGUGGUCGAAAGCGGGGCGGUGCAUUGAAUUACGCAGUUGGUGGGAUGGCUGCUGAAGUACGGAGCUGGAUUUUAGAAAUGGGCAUGACGCGUGAUUCGUUGCCGAAACCUCAAAUUAUCAAGACUCCCUCUACUCACGACAUCAAUUAUGCUACGGUGUUAGAAAAGUACCUCGUCGCUGUGCGGGUCAGCCAUGCUAGGCACUCUGCGCUUAGCAGCUGCGGCCCAUUCGCUUUUCUGCAAGCGGCAUUGCUUGGUGGUUAUUCUGUGCAAGAAGAAGCUCAGGAUGAAUCUACCAAAAUCAUGAUCAUGGGACCUCCACGAUCCAAACCGCCUCAAUUUGAUAUUUCCCGAGCACUCCAUCUACAAGAAGGGGAUCUUGUCGGUAUUUACAGCGGGCUGACUUGGGAUCUCGAGCUGGGUGCCUACUUGCGCGAUGCAAAACUUUCAGACGGCCCUUCUCCUGCCUCGCAGGGCGAGCCACCGGGAAGUAAUGGUGGUAACAAUGCGAAGGAGCGCUGGCUCGUGGCUAUGGAAUGGGAACUCAUCCAGAUAUCUGAAUGA
This is a messenger RNA of Penicillium antarcticum, 1407 nucleotides long. RefSeq lists its product as uncharacterized. Bases 1 to 1407 code for a protein of 468 amino acids. The record is from RefSeq and is a predicted model, not a curated record. Lineage: Eukaryota; Fungi; Ascomycota; Eurotiomycetes; Eurotiales; Aspergillaceae. The transcript has 2 exons.